Molecule: messenger RNA, 3122 nt
Organism: Trichoderma asperellum CBS 433.97
Lineage: Eukaryota; Fungi; Ascomycota; Sordariomycetes; Hypocreales; Hypocreaceae
Biological process (GO): regulation of DNA-templated transcription; DNA-templated transcription
Molecular function (GO): DNA binding; DNA-binding transcription factor activity, RNA polymerase II-specific; zinc ion binding
Source: RefSeq, a predicted model, not a curated record
CAGAAGUCGAGUUUGCGUAUAAGUCGCUUCUCCUCCUCUGCAGUAAAUGGAUCAUGACUCGGUUUCAUAUUGGCAGUAUCGUCCUCCAUCUUCUCAAUCUCCUCCGCCCUGUCAAUCUUUGUGUCGUCAAGAGUUUCCAUCUCGCGAGGCUCCAUGGUAAUAGAACAAUCUGCUGUGUAGUUGUCUUGCUGCUGCAUGGUAUGCAUUGCGAUAUUCCAGCUAGUUCUCGCUGCCAAGCGAUGAAGACGUUUUAUAAUAUUGAUCCGUUAGGCGUAGCUAGCGUAUAGCUUAACAAGUAGCUGAUUCUGUCUCGGCAAAUUUUGUAACGCAAGGGAAAUGCCGGUAUUAUGACAGCCCCCGCUCUUUUCCUUGAUGGCCUGUCAUGUUGCCUAUCCUUAAGGACAACGUAAGAGGAGAAAAUUUUGUGGUGAACCGCCAUGGUAGAUGGUCAAUGUGAAGAAAUAUUCGGCAGAAAUCGAACGCGACUAUCGAUUCUUAAUUGCCGAAUUAGCCGUUCUAGCUCGCGACAACAACUUCGUCGCUUGGCGCCGAAAAGUUGGGGUUUGUGGCGUAGCUGGGGAUUCUUCAUCCGGAGUAAAAGUAAGCUGGAUCGACUCCCUGCAUUCAUCUUCGUUUUCUGCCGGCGGCAAACUUCUUCCCCAGAUAUUUACUUAUCUUUUACCGAUCAUGGAAUCUGGGGAUGGCCCAUAUGUGACGCGGCCCAGCAGCAGCAACCUAUGGGGCAGCAGUACUGCGGGUAUAGCUGCUCCACGCAAUCGUUCACGCGUUGCUUGCCAAGCCUGUAAUCAGCGAAAAGUGCGUUGUGAUGUGGUUCACACUGGCGGUAACCCAUGUUCAAAAUGUCAGCGAGACGGGGGAUCUUGCGUGAUUCUUCCUCGCAAAAAGCAUCGACCUCGGAGGAAAAAGGGCGAACAACUGCCGUUAUCGGAUAUAAACCGAGGCGAUUCUGGAAUCUCAUACCCAAAGACUGCUGCUACUGGCAGGCUGUCAGAGCCGCCCAUUGAUGCUAUACAAGAAGAUGAUUAUGGCCAAGCCGCGCCGGAGGCAGCUUUGCCAGAAGACACCUCAUUCACUUACAUCGGUGAUAGACGCGGCCCGCGUCACUCUGUAUAUGACCUUUGUCAUCCUGAAUCUCCCGAAGAAACCUUGCAUAUACCCCCCGUUAUAUCUACAACAACAUCUCACAAACCUCAUGAGUUGGAAUACAUGCGUCUUCAAGGCGUCUUUUCCAAGCUUCCAGAUGAGGUGUGCGACGAGCUGAUACGAUGCUACUUUCAGCAUGUUCACUUCGUCCUCCCGAUAAUUGAUGCGCCUGCAUUUCUCAACGAUUACUGCAGCAAUGGCUCUCGGAACAUCAGCCUAUUGCUUUAUUGGAGCAUGCUAUUGGCCGCGGCAAAUUUUGUCGAUACAGAUGUCUUGCGAAAAGCAGGUUUCGCUAGUAGGAAGGCGAUGAAAACUGCAAUGUAUGAACGCGCCAAAUGCCUCUAUGAUGUCGAUCGAGGAACCGACAAGCUGGUGCUCAUUCAGUCAGUCAUUUUAUUGGGUUUCUGGUAUACUGAUCCGCAAGAUCACACUGGAGCUUGGUACUGGAUAGGCAUUGCCAUUUCUCUGUCCCAAAAUAUCGGCCUCCAUAGAUCUUCUCGCUUGAGGGGCCGUACAAAGAAACCGCCUUCAACAGCGCGAGAGUCUCUGAUGCGUCGCAUAUGGUGGGCAUGUGUUGUCAGAGAUCGAUGGGUGUCUUUGGCUCGGGGUCGUCCAAUGCGAAUUCACAGCGAAGAUUGUGAUACCCCCUUUCCUGUGGUAGAGGACGUUUUGAACGAGCUAGAAUCUGUCACAAACCCAGGAAGUGCCAAAUUUAUUCCCACCGAUUCGAGAGCUCUGGCAGAGAUGUGGAUUCGGCUUGUAAAGAUAUCCGAUACUCUGGGAAACAUCUUGAGAGUUCAUUAUCGUGUGAAUGGGAUUGUACCUACAAUGGCGGAGAUUGACAAAUAUGCACAAGAGCUGCAAUCGUUGGCGCAAGACGAAGUGGCCUCGGGGGACUCCAGCGAGGAGCUAAGCAUUCAUGCGCAUCAGAUCGAUUUAUACUACCAAGCUUCAAUUGCAAUACUUUACCGGCCAUACGCCUUGAGUCGAUCCAGCUCUCUCCCGGUUGGGGCACAUUCCCACUGGAGACAAACGGCUACAAGCCGAGCUCGUGAAGCUGCAUCGCAUACAAACGGGUUGCUGCAGAGUCUCAUUGAGCUUGAUGCUAUACGAUACUUGAAGCCAAUGAUAAUAACGGCAAUGAUUCCUGCUAUGCAGAUUCAUCUAUACGACUGUAAAUCAUCCAAUUCUUUAAUCCGCGGUCUUGCAGAGAACAAACUUCAGCUUCAUAUGCUUGUGCUAUCAAAUUUGAGAGGGACGUACUGGAGCGCCGAUGUCAUGUACCGACUGUUUGAACGGGCUCAGACGAUACUAAAGAAAGGGAGUUCCCAAGCAUCAAAAAAGGAUAAGAACUCGGACAGUCAUCUCAGCCAUGUAGCUAUCUCUGAGAGCACUGGUGACCGCAGUUUUAUGCAUGCUCAACAACAAUUGCAGUUACAGCCGUCACCAGCGCCACAACAGCCUCAGCCGAAUGGCAUCUCUAUGCUCAUGACACCAGAGGCCGCAAUGAUGAUGAGCGACCAACAACCAGCCAACCCCUGGUUUAGCGAUUCCCCGCACUUUAGCGACGUUGACCAGCUACUUAGUCCUGACUUUUACCUCUCUGAGGAUGUUUUUCCGGACUUUGUUCUUGGCUACGAAAACAGUGCCGUCUACGGCCCGCUUGUUGUGGGAUCAAGCAAGAUGAGUGACGGGAUUCUACGAUAAUGUGUAAUAUAUUCUAGUUUAGUGCAUCAGACUCUCUUUUCUCGUCUUAAUUACCAGCAAUAAUAAUAUCUAGAUUACGAGAAAUGAUGUGGUGACUCUAUAGAAGUAGAGUCAUGUCAUUUCUGGCAUCAUGGGAGUGCGAGAGCACAUGAAACCUACCUCCGCUCUACGAGAAUGCUUGGAAGAUGGUAUCUAUUGUUGAGAAAAUUGCGAUACUAUUGAGCUAUAAAUACCAAUGUAAUAGAUUGUGG